CAGUUUUUGAAAAUGCUUUGCUUUUCAAACAGUGAAAAGUCUAAUUAUUUUCAAAGAAGGUGCACCAGGCAGGGAAGUUAUCAUGGUUAUGGCCUGGUACGUGUAACAAUGCAUGACUGCCCUCAGCUGUUGUCAACAGUGAGCGAAGGAAGUAACUGGUAGUUUCUGGUUGCGGAAUCUUGCUUCACGACCCCUCUCUGCCGAUCCCUCAAUACAACAAAGGAACGGCGACAGUUGGAUCGUAUCAUGGAAUGAGAUGGUGAACUCAAGAACCUCAAUGUUUGGCAUACUUGCUUUGAGCUUACUCCUGGCUGCGACACUGUUCUGGCUGAGGAGAGUUUCAGUGCGAAAUCAAGAUCACUACUUGACGCUCAAAUCUUCCGUGGGACGGCCUGCCAGUUGUUCAACGACUGGACAAGUAACUGUACGUGUUCUCUCUCAGAACUUAUGGGCUGCUAAUUUUUGGGCCGCCGAAAAGCUUGGCAGCAAAGGUCCAAACCCUCGUGCCAGAUUUGAUGGAUUUGUUAGAUCAGUCACCCAGGGGAAGUAUGACGUACUUCUUCUGCAAGAACUAUUUGUGCUUCGCACUGCCUAUUUCUUUGCAACAGUGGAUGAUGUAGCGUAUCUGACUAAGCUACUUGAAAAAGCAGGAUUUCUCUAUCACACAGAUCUGCUAUACAACUUGCCAAGUACGUUUGGCCAGUCGUCCGGAGUGGCUAUAUUUAGCAAGUACCCAAUCACUGAGUGGAAGGGCCACACGUUCAAUCACUAUAGUGUAAAAGAAAGUAUCACAUCCAAAGGGUUCGUCCGAGCGCAGAUAUCUAUCGGUCGAUCACAUGUCAACUUCUUUUCAACACACAUGGACUCGUCAGGAUGGGAGCCAGGUGUAAAACUUGAGCAGAUAAAGGAGGUCGGAGAGGCCUUGAAGAAGGUCACAUCAGGCGCAUCGCAAACGGCUAUUGUAGCUGGUGACUUCAACAUUGACUCGCUGUCGCCAGAAGCUAAGGAGCAUUAUGACCAUCUGCUGUCCACCAUGAAGCAGGCCGGUGUGCAGCCGAUAUUCAACAGCUCUACACCUACGUACCACACUGGUACAGCACUAGACCACGCGUUCAUAGGUGGUGGGAAUAUCUCGCCGCAGGACGUCACAUCCAAGGCAGUGGUCAAACUACAAAGUACCAUUGCCAACUUGCCUGUUUCAGAUCACUAUGGCAUCUUCUUUGAGGUGAAAUUGCGUGAAGACCAGGUAAAGUGCUAGCCCCCCGGGUAGAUAUAUACUUUUUACACCGUUUUUUUUUAUUGUAGGUGAAUCACGCCGUGCCUAGACUAGACGCAAUUAGCAUAUUUGUUUACUCUUUUUAUAUCACUUGUACUCCAGUAGACCUGCUAUGGGCUGGUCCUAUUGCAGAGUAAGUCACGUUCCUGCACCGUGCGUACUGUACUCUUACUGGUGUCGCCGCCAGUUUUAUACAACGGGAGGAUUUUUUUAAGCUUCACAGUUGUGCUAUCCCUCCACGAUCACACUUCAAGAUGUUGUUUUUAUCUUCACCUGCAAGUACGCCAGUCGGCAUGAACUGUGCUGUACCUUUUUUUUUUGUGGCUACUUUUUUUCAUUCAUUCUCGCCGUGUUAGCUUGCAACAUUAAUGGCAACAUUAUGGAUGACCCCUUAUUGAAACUGUUGAUGACUGUAUUAGGUGAUGGCAUGAGUCCUUGAAGUUUCUGCAACGGCCGUUUAUCGAACUCUACUGAAUUACUGCUCUUCACGAGUCUUCAGUAACGACA
This is a messenger RNA of Sycon ciliatum, 1783 nucleotides long. Its product is annotated as sphingomyelinase C-like. Gene Ontology annotation, molecular function: sphingomyelin phosphodiesterase activity. NCBI's taxonomy places the organism in Eukaryota, Metazoa, Porifera, Calcarea, Leucosolenida, Sycettidae. The record is from RefSeq and is a predicted model, not a curated record. The coding region runs from base 257 to 1258 and encodes 333 amino acids. The transcript has 2 exons. Gene Ontology annotation, cellular component: cytoplasm.